Rhizopus microsporus ATCC 52813 is the source of this 967-nucleotide messenger RNA. RefSeq lists its product as uncharacterized. Lineage: Eukaryota; Fungi; Mucoromycota; Mucoromycetes; Mucorales; Rhizopodaceae. Bases 189 to 905 code for a protein of 238 amino acids. The record is from RefSeq and is a predicted model, not a curated record. The transcript has 3 exons.
CUCCUUUUCGACUUGAGAUGCGAUUGUUGCUCUCUGAACCACAUUUUUUUUAUUCAUAGACUUAGUAUUAAUGUAAAUGUACCCCUUUCAUAGCCUUUUAAGCGGCGCAUUUGUGGAGCCAGUUUGGAGCAUAUUAAAAACCUUGAUGAAAAUGUGGCACAAUAUCAGCAAACUACCAAGACCACCACAUGCCACCCAUGGUGAGAAACUCUCCCGUCUUCACUAACGUAGGCAUCAAUGGCCAUUGCGAACCCGCUAACAACGCCACCAUCCAUUCAUUCACAGCACUACGCCGUUCUGUCAUUACAUCAUUAGGCUUCUUCAUAAACUGGGAAAAGAAUAAACAUCAUGGCACUACAGGUGAAAAUGAACAAGAUUAUCUAGCGAAAGCAGCAAGCAAUGAAACCUGCAAUUAUCGGAUCAUGCCGUUAGGUGGUAAAUCUGAUUGGGAAAAUGGCAUCAGUAAUCCCAAUGAUCGGCAAAUCUUUACUUCAUGUUCGUCAUCUUCAAUGGAGCCUAACGAAGAGCAUGAGAUUGAGCGACAGCAAGAAUUGAAAAGGGCCUUGCUCACUUUCAAUAAAGCCUGCAAAGCUUACAAUGUGAAGCCGGAAAUGCUAGAGAUGUUGGGCUAUUGGGCGAAGGAAGAAAAAAAAGAGAUUUCUACCAAUGUAAACGAACUGAUGACGAUCUACUUUGCAUUAAAACUGUACAUACCAAACAACAGAAACUCGACAGCCCGAUUCUUCUCAGACAGCCAAACUGCCCUCAAAUACGCGACAAAGACAGGCGAAACAGAAUCAUAUAUCCUCCAGGCACUAGCGCUUCAAUUUCAGGAAACUACGAAUGAAUGCAGCCUGGCUGUUCUUUACCCCCCAAGGAGUAGAGAGAGCAUCAAAGCGGAUUAGAUCAGCCGCAGAAAGACCCCUCUAUACGAAUGGAAGCUCCCAAGGCAAGAGGUAAAGACUGG